AUGUCUGUGCGGGUUCUAAUCGCCAGCGAUCACGAAACGCAGGCUCAAGCCAGCACGACCAGCAGAGCGACGCCGGCGGAGGUGGAGGUCGAUGGCAGAACGACAUGUACGACAACACUGCCCAACAGCCACGCCGGGGGAGCCACGGUGGAGGUGGAGGUGGAGGUGGAGGUGGCUAUCGGGAAAGAGGCGGCUACCAGCACGACCAGCGCGACCACAGAGGCGAUGGGGGGGGGAGGGGGCGCAGCUACGGUGGUGGAGGGGGUGAUCGUUAUGGCGGCGGCGGCGGGAGGCGGCGGAGCCGCCGGGGAUUCUAGGGAGGGGGGAGAGGGGGGCGGGGGUGUUGGCGGAGGCGGUGAGCGCUGGCAGAAGCACGCGCAGGCGCUAAGUGGGAGGAGCGGCGGCGGUGGUGGUGGCUACAACGCGCAGCAGCGUCACGGCCAACAAAACCAGAGGCCCGAAGCCAGCGGUGAGAGAGAACAGGGACGAGUGUGCUCCAUCAAGGAGUCGUUCGGCUUCGUUCGCUGCAUGGACAGGCCCGGCGAUCUGUUCUUCCACCUCACCGAGGCCCCUCCCAACAUUAACGUCGGGGAUGAGGUCGACUUCUUCAUCGGGAUGGGCAACAGGAGCGGGAAGGACUGCGCCCUGAAGCUCAACCUUCUUCCGCCGGGAACCGUGUCAUCAGAAAUAAUCCUUGACGCCUCGUUUCUGGGAGUGAUCGAGAGAGACAUUCGCUCUUACCCUUCAUCCAUGCCGAGCACGCACCGAGCAAAUAUGAUGGGGAGAUCCAGACCGCAGGAGUACCAGCAAUCUGAGGGGCUCAUCAAGAUCACGGGCGCAGCCCCCCCCGAGGAGCCGGCCGCAGAUGAUACCACGGCGCCCCCGGAAGGGGAGGUACAGCCGGCCGACGCAACGGAGGGAGGGGACGGUACCGACGCAACGGAGGGAGGGGACGGUACCGACGCAUCCCCUGAAACGGAAGCCGCCGUCGCAGGUGUCGACGAUGCCGCCGGCACCUCUGCUCCUGCCGCUACUCCGGAAACGGAAGAGGCUGUCGCCGUGCGAUCGACACAGCCGACUCUGGCUGGCGAUGACAAAGGCGACACGGCGGCCCCGCUUGGGCUCCAGGGCGCGAUGGUGACCUACCUCGUCACGGACGGUUUGGAAGAAGACGCCGGCUCCAGGUUUAGACGUGGAGACGAGGUCCGGUUCAAGGUGAGCCAAGAGAAGGUCACCGGCAGGAAGCGGGCUGUGGAGGUGGUGCUGGUACGAACAAACAGGGAGAAGCGGGAAGGAGAGCAGCUGCAGAAGCUAAUCGACAGCGGGGCGACGAAGCAGCAGGGUGUCGUGAAGAAGUUGACCCACGACUACGGGUUCUUGCGGUCGCUUUCUUGCCCCGAGACUGUCUACUUUAACACGGCUCACCUCGUACAGAGCAGGGAGGGAGAACGCCUGAGGGUGGGAUCGCAGGCCGAGUUUUGGGUAGUGCCGGACCGCACGAAAGACCGCCGGGAGAGCUUCCGAGCGCUGGAGAUCAAGAUCCUCCCUCCGGGAACCCUUACGCUGGAGGAGGAGACGCACAAGAGCCUCAGGGGCACCGUGGAGAGAGCACCCACCUUUCCGCACAGGCAGAGCUUCGGCGGAGGCAGAGAAGGCGGAGGAGGGGGUGGUGGUAUGCAGCCGGGGUCCGCUCGAUUCGCCAUCCCCGCCCUUGAUACUGCAGAGGAGGGAGAGGAGGCGUCGCCGGAAGGGGGCGAGGGGCCCGGCGCGGCUACUGCGAAGGCGAUUUCUUUGGUGGCGUCCCUAACCCACAAAGAGCUUGGGAAGAGCCAGGUACCCACUCUGGAGAUGGGCGACAUCAUCGAAGCCGACCUAUGGAAGUCCAAGCUUGGGGGGGGCUCGACCCAGGUGAAGAACGUGAAGCUCGUGAGUUUUGGUGGUGAGCGUGUGGAGGGCGUGGUGAAGAACCUUCGGGACGGCGGUUUCGGGUUCAUUCGACCCCUUGGUGGUACCGAAGAUGUCUACUUCAGGAUUAGCGAUACUUGCAACCGAGAUGCCGCCGCCGCCGCCUCUUCAUCUCUGUCGAGCUCUAUCGCUGAGCAAGCACCGUCCUCCUCCCUCCUGCUCAACCCGAACGGGGUUUCCUCCGGCAAGAGGCGUGCUAGUCGGGGUGGGGGGGGUGCAGCCCCGAAACCCCCUCCUCGUUUCUCCAUCCUCUGCUUCCUGGCCGACACGGAAGGGAAGGGUGUGACAGCAGCAACAGCAGGAGGAGGAGGACACGGAGAAGGCGUUACCGCGACCGAGACCGCGGCGGCCGGAGCCGUUGGCAGUGCCGUCUCUUACGGAAGGGGAGACUUGGUGGAGUUUACCGUGGUGGCCAGAAGGGGCCAGCGGCAGCAGAGCCAUCGCGUCGGCGACGUGUCCCUCGUCACGAAGGCAGCGUAUCCUUGCCGGAGGGGCAAGGUGCUUCAGGUAGACGCUAAGGCGGGAGUAGCUUAUGUGGAGCUACUGCAAGUUCAAUGCCAAGACGCAGACCAGGCAUCUACGGAGAAGCCGAAGGAGGAGAAAGAAGUCGAUGCCGCCGCCGAGGUCGCUACGACUGCAGACGCUGCAACAGCACCUCCCGCAUCACGUCUGACUGACUCGAGCACGGCUGAGGGGGCCUCCAGUCGCGUAUUUUUCCUCCUUAAGGAGAUGGUCGGGGCUGCCGGCCCCCUGCGAAACGGCGACGAGGUGGACUUGAUGCUGCCGACACCUCUCCAACGCGUGGCGUUGCAGACCAAGGGCGGAAAAUCACCCGGUGGCGUCCACGCCGUGGGGGCUGACCUCAAGAGUCUAUCCGGGGCCCGGCAGCGGUUGAAUAUCACCCUCCGUGACUCCCAGAAGGGGCCUCAGGUACGUAUGGCACUUGGUCCGGAUGGCAAUGGCUUCAAACAGGGACACCGCGCCUCUCAGUCCCUGUACGAGAAAGCCGCUACUGUGCCUCCCUCGACCGACACCAUGAUGGUGACGGAGGAAGAGGAAAAGGAAAAGGAAAAGGAAAAUGUCAUCGCGACCGAGGCGGCUGUUGAUGGAGCGGAAACGGUUAUCAAAGACGAACAGCAAACGGGCGAAACGUAGUAACGAUGGUGUUGGAGGAGGGCGGGGGCAAGGAGGCAGGGAAUAAUAACCUCAAGUUGCCGAUGGCGGUGAUAUUGAUCUUCUUGGCGUUGUGGUUGUGUAGUUUUUUGCCGUUUUCCCGUUCAGUGCGUGCUUACAGCAGAGGGCUAAAGGUGACAGGGAUUGGCCCGGCAGUAAAUCCUAUGUGACGGUCUUGCACGCACAGUGAGGUUGAAUGUUAUUCGGAUGUUGUCCGUGUCUUACAAUUGUGUCCAAGCGUACUUGAUUGAUAGUGUAUUGCGGCGUGCGAGUUUAAUGACUCUACACAACAAAGCCUGCAUGUCGUUGGACGACUUGUGUCAAACCAUGGACGAGAGGUUGUAGAGCUCCAGUGUUGAAUGAGAUUAGACUGUUGUUCCGGUAGGAGACUAUUCGUCCCCUUUCCCUUUAAGUUGCAAAUCACGUGCGUGCGUGCUUGCAUGUCCGGUUCGACCUGAAGAUUGUUAAGUGUUCAGCGCGCUAAAGCGCGGUGCUAUGUUCAUGCGUAUUCUUCGCUGUUGGUGCCAAUCGCCACAAGCAACUACUCCAUUCCUCUUGCUGGGGUAUGCGGUUCAACAUGUUAUUUAGUG
This is a messenger RNA of Ectocarpus siliculosus, 3728 nucleotides long. NCBI's taxonomy places the organism in Eukaryota, Phaeophyceae, Ectocarpales, Ectocarpaceae. The record is from the annotation of a GenBank genome assembly.